Molecule: messenger RNA, 2456 nt
Organism: Megalobrama amblycephala (Wuchang bream)
Lineage: Eukaryota; Metazoa; Chordata; Actinopteri; Cypriniformes; Xenocyprididae
Gene: barhl1a
Product: BarH-like homeobox 1a
Exons: 3
Coding region: 872-1777 (301 amino acids)
Biological process (GO): regulation of transcription by RNA polymerase II
Cellular component (GO): nucleus
Molecular function (GO): RNA polymerase II transcription regulatory region sequence-specific DNA binding; DNA-binding transcription factor activity, RNA polymerase II-specific
Source: RefSeq, a predicted model, not a curated record
AUAAAUCUAUUUAUAUCAGUCCCUGGGAUAUCUAAGAUUUCGGGUCUCUGGGUCUGUAAAAGUUUAAAAAACCCUGGUUUAGAUGUUGUUCUGAUGAAGGAAAAAAAGGAAACUGGCAAAGUGCUAAAUGUAAAAAUCCAGCAUCUUGUGCUGGAUCCACAUGUCACGUAUUACGUAUCUGCAUUUUAUUUAGGACAAAAAAGGAGGGUUGACUAUGUUUCUCCUCCUCCCACAACACAUACGUGAUCAUCCCCCCCCAAAAAACACCCUUUAACCAAUAACGACGUGGCGCUCGGGACAAACGCGGAAUGGACACCUUUAAAAGCGUGUUCCUCCUCCGGUAUUGGCUGUUUCCUUGAGGGUGUCAUUUUCAGGUCGUGGAGAUCACUGCCUGUGUUUAUACUCCGUUACACAGGUUUAGUCCUCGCAGACCUGAGCUAGAACUUUACACAUCAGCAUCGGGUUUAGGUCAAAUGAUUAGGGGGUUAGUAUGGUUGUAGUUGUGCCUCUAGAAAGCCAGAUAAGUUUUCAAGCUAAUGAAUAGUUAUAUACCGAGUGCUCUUAUGUGCGGGGUGAGUAGUUGUACCUGUCCUUGGUGCUGAAACUGACCUGUGCACUUCACGGAUUCGCUUUUGAGGGACUGUAUGAGAAUAGUUUAAACAAAACUAAGCUGCAAUCAACAGCAGAAGAUCUCUUGUUAAUAGUGGACCUUUCUUUCUGGGACAGUAUCAAAAGGAGUUUGGAAGGAGUUUUUUUCUUCUUCAGAAUUAUGAUCUGAUUUUGCCGUUUUGAAUCUGCACAUUUCUCAGCUGUAUCACCAAAACCAGUGUCAGAAAGGACAAAUGCACAUUUGAUUUUAAUUUGAUUCACAAUGGAGGUAUCAAACGGGUCGAGCUUUGGGAUCGAGUCUAUACUUUCUCACAGACCUACCAGCCCGUGUAUGUCCAAGGGGGAAUGCAGGUCUCCAGCGGAGUUGAGCCCGCGGUCGGACAUGGACAGCGGCUGCUCGUCGCCUCCCUCCCCGAGACGGACCUCAGUGGAAGACGCAGUGCAAAGACACGCUCGCGCUCUCGGACUGGACUCUCCUUUACAAAUAUCCCAGCAGCCGAGAACAGUCACGUCCUCGUUCUUGAUCAGAGACAUACUAGCGGACUGCAAACCUCUGGCAGCCUGUGCUCCUUAUUCCAGCACUGGACAGUUAGCACAAGAUGCUGAAGACUGUAUGGACAAACUUCACAGCAAUUCGUCCUCGGACAGUGAAUACAGGGUGAAAGACGAGGCUGAUCGAGAAAUCUCCAGCAGUAGGGACAGGGACAGCCCCAGCUCCAGGCUGAAGAAGCCUCGUAAAGCCCGCACUGCGUUCACUGAUCACCAGCUGGCGCAGCUCGAGCGCAGCUUCGAGCGUCAGAAGUAUCUGAGCGUGCAGGACAGGAUGGAGCUGGCAGCAUCUCUCAACCUCACUGACACACAGGUCAAAACAUGGUACCAAAACCGCAGAACGAAGUGGAAACGGCAGACAGCCGUUGGGCUGGAGCUCCUCGCAGAAGCAGGGAAUUACUCAGCUCUACAGAGAAUGUUCCCAUCACCCUAUUUCUACCCUCAAAGUUUGGUCUCUAACCUCGACCCGGGGCCAGGGUUGUAUCUCUACAGAGGGCCGUCCGCGCCUCCACCACCAGUUCAGCGGCCUCUGGUCCCGAGGAUCCUCCUGCACGGACUUCAGGGCGGCGGAGAUCCAGCAUCUCUCUCUGGAGUGGUACCGCGACACACGCCGCGAUGAACUGAUCCAACCUGACAACAGCUCCAACCUCAGGAACGACAGGGUCGCGCUUGGACAAUACCCAUGAAACUGAAAACCUAAACGCGCAAUAAUAGACUUUCCAAAUGACUCUGACCAAAAGGUGAAUGCUAACUAUUUAUUUAACUUUAAAGUGCGAGAGAAGUUAUCAGAAAAUUAUUUGAUGAGGUUCAUCACCCCAUGAACCUCGUGACUGUGUUCUGAUAAGUUGCUUUUCCCCUAUAGGAAAUCGCGUGGUUUAUUUGCACAAAAUUAUGACGCAAACAAACCAAAAUAAACCUCAUAAAAAUAAUUUUUGUCAAUUUCAGUGGAACCAUAUGCAAUACUGAACAAUUGUGGAUUUUCUUUUAUUCUGCCUAAAGAUAAACAUGCAUUUUACGAAUAAACAUAAUAAAACUAAAAUUACUGAUUAACAAAUGACUGUAUAACUGAAAUGUAAUUUAUCACCGAUUAUUGUGAUGGUGGUUGUAUUGCUGUGCGGCUGUUUUACAAAAAAAAAAAAAAAAAUCCACAAUAUGAAAUACACAGAUCAACGAAAAAAAUAGCACUGCAACCUGUAUAAACAGUUUUUUGUAGAAAUAGUGUUGUGGUUAUGGGUACUUUACAACCCCAGUUCAACAGACGCCAAAAUACUUUUCUAAAUAAAAGACUGAAUUUGUCA